AUGGACAAUGAUUCUAAGGAUGCAUUUGGGUAUUAUUGCCUCACUGAAGAUCCAACUGAGCUGUUGAUCCAGAAACUCCCCUUCCAGAGGCUGGUGAGAGAAAUCGCGCAGGAUUUCAAGAUGGAUCUCCGUUUCCAGAGUAGCGUCGUCGCAGCACUGCAAGAGGCAGCCGAGGCUUACUUGGUGGGUCUGUUUGAAGAUACUAAUCUCUGUGCGAUUCAUGCCAAGCGUGUGACUAUUAUGCCUAAAGAUAUUCAGCUUGCUCGUAGAAUCAGGGGUGAGAGAGCCUAGAGGGUUAGAUUGCUGUCUUAUAUUGAAUAUGUAGCAACCUUAUGUAGCAGAUCUACUGUCUGGUGUUCGUUUAAUUAGUUCUCACCCUCUUUAAUUUUUCUAUCAAUGGAGGUUUUUGUACAUCUUUGAAGAUCUAAUGAAUGAUGGUUUAACAA
Messenger RNA from Tripterygium wilfordii, 446 nucleotides. Its product is annotated as histone H3.3-like. Gene Ontology annotation, molecular function: DNA binding; structural constituent of chromatin; protein heterodimerization activity. Gene Ontology annotation, cellular component: nucleosome. The record is from RefSeq and is a predicted model, not a curated record. The coding region runs from base 1 to 291 and encodes 96 amino acids. Lineage: Eukaryota; Viridiplantae; Streptophyta; Magnoliopsida; Celastrales; Celastraceae. The transcript is spliced from 3 exons.